UAACCAUCUUGAUUUUACGAUUUUUCUUGAUUUCGGGUUUUAUUAUAAAAAUAUAUAAAUUUAAUUAAAUUUGGAGGAUUACACAUUAAAAAAAUGGUGGUUUUUAGCGGGCUACGCCCCAUUUUAUUCAACAAAGCUAAUUUGUUGGUAAAAAACGGAGCGCAACGUUCUAUGUCUGGACACAACACUUUUCCUUAUCAACCAUCGAGAUUCCAAUGGACUAAAUUCAAAGAUCUCUUUCAUUAUUACGUGAUGCUUGGAGUCAUCCCGGUUGGUUUGAUUGUCACUUACGUGAACAUUUUCAUUGGGCCAGCUACGUUAAGCGAAAUCCCUGAGGGUUAUACUCCAAAACAUUGGGAAUACUUUCGUCACCCAAUCACCAGAUUUAUAUCGAAAUAUCUUGUAAGUUCUCCUCAGGAAGAUUACGAAAAGUAUUUGCAUCAUAUUUUUGAGGAAGAUGAAAAAUCGAGAAUGAGGAAGCUUGAAAAGGAUGUUGAGACAUUCAUCUCGCAGAGAAACGAUUAUCAGGCUUAUUAUUACAGACCUGUACUCGCUAAGUAUCACAGGAUUAGUAAAGAAGCAGCUGAUUAUUUGGAAUCACUUAGUGGUGAUUAAAUUUUUGAUUUUGGGUUGUAGCAAAUGUAUUGUAACUUAAAUUGCUUUAAGAAUAAAGUAUUAAAAAGUGUUGGUUGA
This is a messenger RNA of Onthophagus taurus, 693 nucleotides long. RefSeq names its product NADH dehydrogenase (ubiquinone) SGDH subunit (gene ND-SGDH). Gene Ontology annotation, cellular component: respiratory chain complex I. The record is from RefSeq and is a predicted model, not a curated record. Lineage: Eukaryota; Metazoa; Arthropoda; Insecta; Coleoptera; Scarabaeidae.